Messenger RNA from Suillus subaureus, 591 nucleotides. RefSeq lists its product as uncharacterized. The record is from RefSeq and is a predicted model, not a curated record. NCBI's taxonomy places the organism in Eukaryota, Fungi, Basidiomycota, Agaricomycetes, Boletales, Suillaceae. The transcript is spliced from 6 exons. The coding region runs from base 1 to 591 and encodes 196 amino acids.
AUGGUCGAGCCAGAUUUCUUAGAAAAAAUCACGUUCUUGAGAUGUGCAAAGUCCCCCUCCCCCCUCCUACCUCCUAUAUGUCACUGUGCCUCAUUUUGGCCUAAGACCGGUACUAUAAACAACUGUCCUAAGGUUUUCCAAGUGCAGGAAUCGAUUGGUGAUGGUCCCAUACCCUCUGGAGAUAUCUGGAUCUCUGCGAGUCUCGGAUACUCUGUAGUUCUUCCAGGUUCUGCCACUCUCCUUUCGCGCACAACCAGUUUUGCGGCAAAACUCUUGCUAUCAGAAUCAGAAUCCCACGACCCUCGAGAUAAGACAACGUGUACACAAAUCGUUUCCGAAGCCAAAUCCAAGAAGUGUGUUGCCGCACGAGGAUUCGCGCGAAGUGAUGAGCGAUGCUAUAUUAUGAUGGGGACGCUCGAGCUUCGCCGACACACUGAAGUUAAACUUAGCGCCAUCGAAGAUGGUGACUCGCAUCUUGUUGUGGAUAUCGUUGGAACUGGAGAUGGUCACAGUACAUUUAAGACCCGCACGUCUGCACGUCUACGAAGCAUGGUCUUGGGCGCGCGUGAACUCAGUUCUACCUUCGCUUAA